Messenger RNA from Nematocida homosporus, 1848 nucleotides. RefSeq lists its product as uncharacterized. The transcript has a single exon. The record is from RefSeq and is a predicted model, not a curated record. Lineage: Eukaryota; Fungi; Microsporidia. The coding region runs from base 1 to 1848 and encodes 615 amino acids.
AUGCGGAGAUCAAAUGUGUUUGUAAUUGGCUUUUUGCUGAUUCCUUUGAUUACAGCACUCACUAUCAGACGAGAGACCCCAAUUCCAGGUGUAGACAAACUAUCUUUACUAUCGCCAAUGAACCAAAACUGGGCUAUGCCUCUUAAGUACGAAAAUAGGCCUAAACCCAUAUCAGAGAAAGAAACUAGUCCCAAUAACAACACUCCAUCGGCAGCUACCCCAACUGAGCCCAUACCAAAUGCCCCAACUAGCCCAACUGUUACGCCUAUUAUACCCAAUCAAGCACCCGAAAUAAGCCAAACUACCACUCCAGUUCCUAUUGCCGCUCCUAUUACCGCCCCAAUCACCAACCCAGUUCCGGCUGAGCAGAUGCCUGUACCUGCCCCUAUUCCUAUCACUAGUGAAGAGGUCAAGGCUGUUGUGGACAAGGAAGUUCCGACCACCCGUACCAAGUCCCAGACAAAAACUGAUUCUAAUACCGAAACUGAAGGUGCUGUGCAAUCUGAAGCUGACCCAAAAAUCAAAACAAAAGGAAAACUCCAAGUCGUAUCAGAGACCCUAGUUGCAAAGGACAAAGAAUUCGUUGCAAUUGAGGAAAAUCUAAACCAAGAUAUGCAAUGCUUUGCAUUCAUGGUCAAUCCCGACAAAACUCUUACCGCGGUUCCCCUGACUGUAGAAGAGGUAUGGGAGAUAGUCCAAGAGGAAGAAAUCCAAAAGCGCGACCAAGCCCAAGGAGCGCGAUGGCUAUACCUAACAGGCAUGUUCUUUCGAAAAACAGCUAUCGCCACUGUCUCUAUCUUUUUAAUCGGCGCAUUCGUUAACAUACUUCAUCCUCUGUUUGCUUUUGGCGCCCUUGAUGCGUUUGGUACCGGGUAUUUGAUUAUUUCACCGAUUGUGCUAGCACUAGUUGCUAUUGGGUUAGUACUCAUGCCUUUCAACCAGAAGUGGCUCAAAACUCUAAAGGGUAUCUUGUUAGUGUUUAUAUCACUCUUCGGACUCUUUGCAUUUGCUAAUACCCAGCCAGCUAAUCUCACCGCCUCAGAAACUUUAGCCCAGAACUUUAUGCUUCUCUUUGCUCUCUCAUCUAUUCUACUUAUCUUCUCCCAAGCAUUCACUCUCAAAACCAACCGCCAAAAAGUCUUCCCAGAAGAUUACCGCCGCUCAGUCCAUUUAUGGAUUCUAGGUAUUGCCGCUGGAAUGUGCUUCCUAGUCUUAAUUUGUGCCCUCUUUGAUGGAGCUAUUGGUAGCACCGUUCUAAAUUCCUGGUUCGACAAUAUCAUAACACCCGGUACAUUAGAACGUGGCUGCCUCCGCACCACCGUAGUUCUAGGAUUCGCUCUAGCCACUAUCUUUGGCCAUCUAAUACCACUUAACGGCAAAAAGGAAACUCUCAAGGACAAACUACCCACCAUCCAUACGAUUGUCAAUCUAUCCAUAACCAUUCUGGCUUUAGCCCUUCUAGGCAACUAUCUCAAAAACUACAGAACCGAUAUUCACUUCACUUCUAUUUAUAUCCUAAUUGGAUCCCUUAUCAUUUCCAUCAUCAGUAUAUUCUUCAACUUCUUCACUGUCUUCCAGAGCAAACGACCACGAAUUCUCCCAAAACCCCAACCAAAAUCCAAACUAGUUUCCUUCCUUCUCCACCACCAAGCCACCAUUCUAGCCGCUCUUACUCUUUUCGCCUUCGCCGGAAUUGCCUCUACCGCCAUUCUAAUUAUGAUCAACAAUGGCACGUUCAGCAACGCCAACUUCAAUCCCAGCACCAUCGAUCCCAGCAAGUAUUCCAAGGAUAUUUUCGGCCGUAUCUACUAUUUCGUUGCCAACCUAAGAACUCCAACUCCCAACUAA